AUGGCGAAGAAGACGGGGAUACGAAGAGUACUUGGAGCAUUUGAAAAGCUAUCGGUGCCUCAUACGGGUCUUCUUGCAGCAAAGCGGCAAUUCGACCUUGUAGUGCCCGAGUUGUACGGCCAGUGGCUACAGAGUCUCCCCACUUCUUCACGACCAACUCAGACAAUCCUGUUCCCACCAGACCUGCUCGACCGGCGAAAACGCCAAGGCGAAAGGCUUGUUCACGCUCGGAUUCGAGCAGUGUACAACGAUGUUGGGCGCUCUUCAAUUCCGACGAAGCAAAUGACAGCGCCAUUCAGCACGACAUCCGCUCUUAGCAGCAAGUCCAGGGGGCUGCAAGAAGCAGACAUACACGAUGAGUACUACAGAUUACUUGACUCCGAAAGCGAACUGAAAGCUGCGCUUCUUCAAGAACAACAAAAGCGCGUGAAGGCGAUGUCACACGCUCGUCGCCUGGAAGAGGUCGUAGCCAUGAAAGACAAGAAAAUUGAGACCUUGUUGCAUGCCAAGGCUAUUGGUACUGAUAGAUCACUGAGCACACACAGAAGUGUCGGUCAAAGGGAAAUGGCGGAGCGUGAUCGACAGCUCCACGCCAUGACGCAAAAACUGAAGCAGAAGCUUGCCCAACAGUCUCAGCUACUGAGUUCUUACGAGGAAGCGAUGCAAUCCCUUCGUAGUGGUGUAAAGAGCACAAAUCUCAUGGAGCUCGAGGAAGAGCGAAAUCAGCUCUAUCAGGAAUUGCGUCACCACCAAAUACUCUUGGAUCAACAACGUUUUGAAUGGGAAGCCCAUCAACAAAAACUGGUUGCUUUCUCAGAAGCGGAGGCGAGCAGUAAGCUCCAGAUUGCCAAGCUUCAGCAAGAGAAUAAGAUGAUUGGCUACGAAAAGCGCAAACUAGAGCAAGAGGUUGGAUUCUUGAAGUCUCGCGUAGAACAGCUUCAAAGCAACCUCUCUCUUGAGCAACGUAAGCGGACAUACGAUCGAGAAUUUAGUGAAAGCGUCGGAAAGCAUACCUUUUCACCACCUACACAAAAAGUGAUGCUGGCCCAAGCACUCGAUGAAAUGAAAAGUUUUAUGCAGAGAGAGACAAUGGCGUCAACCAAGCGUGAAAAACAGAAAUCAUCCAAGACAUCACAGCCGGAUACUUUUUUUUCUCCAGUUACUUUGAAAACUGCAUCAAUCGCACACUCAACAGUAUCUACUACAUCUUCUGCCCCAACGACCCCAAUCAAGUCUACAAUGGCGCCUCCGAGUCCCUCUCAACUUUCAAAAAAUGUUUGUACUUGCUCCCAGGGAAUUGCAACAAGACCAACAGCACCAACGACUCCAAACACGCAGCCAGCCUCUGCGAUUGAUUCAAUUUCAUCUGCUGCUGCUACUGUUACAUUACCCGAGGCUAUUGUGGCUUCAGCCUUAAAAAACCAAGAGGCUAACCUAGAAUCCAAGCAACAGACUGGCCGCGACGGCAUUAUCAUUGAUGGAACUAAUGAAGCCUCGGUCGGUGACGUGCGUCAGGGCGUCCAAGAAGAUCAAGUCAUCGGUGCAACUACGAAUGACAAGGUUAUUGAAAUUGACAACAUCAAAUUAAUCCAAGAGUGUCCUCAUCCUGAAAGGCAGAAAUCAAGCUCUUCUGAAGCUGUUCCUGACAAUGGCCAGCAAUGUGGAGAUGUUCCAUGUAACGUUGCGGAAGAUGCUGAUAGCACGGUUCAAGUCACUGAUGAAGAAAUGGAUGAGAUACAGCAGCAAAAACUAGCUUCCAUCGCGAGUGUCUUAAGGCUAGAUAUCGACGACGAUGCUGAUAGCGAGUUGUCAUCGCUUGAUGUACUGGAUGACGCGCAACAUCUUAGAAAUGAUCCAGAUAUGAAUAGUAUUGAUGAUGUCGCCGAUGCAGUGCUGAUCAACUUUGAGGCGUCAAAGGAAGAUGUUGCAGAUGUGGAGGCAAAAGCCGCGCCGCUAAUUGAGAAAGGUGCCUUACAGGAGGAGUCGAAAGACGAAAGAGGUCAAUCAUUAGAUGAUCUUUACGCAGAAGACUUUAUUGAUACUGACGCAUAG
Messenger RNA from Phytophthora nicotianae INRA-310, 2052 nucleotides. RefSeq lists its product as hypothetical. The transcript has 4 exons. NCBI's taxonomy places the organism in Eukaryota, Oomycota, Peronosporomycetes, Peronosporales, Peronosporaceae. The coding region runs from base 1 to 2052 and encodes 683 amino acids. The record is from RefSeq and is a predicted model, not a curated record.